Molecule: messenger RNA, 1254 nt
Organism: Helicoverpa armigera (cotton bollworm)
Lineage: Eukaryota; Metazoa; Arthropoda; Insecta; Lepidoptera; Noctuidae
Product: ommochrome-binding protein
Exons: 2
Coding region: 216-1103 (295 amino acids)
Molecular function (GO): protein binding
Source: RefSeq, a predicted model, not a curated record
GUUUGAAAUAACUCAUAUUUAUCACUUCUAUGUUAAAGUUUGUGUAGUAAAUACGUAAAACUGUGGGACUGUGACUUUUAACCGAGAAUUUAUAUUAAAACCAAAGUUUUAAGCUGUUAAGUUUGGCUAAAAUACUGUUAUAGUGUUUUAAUUGUAAAAACUACAAUUAAAAAGUUUGGCUGAUUUACGAGUAUGGUUUUAUAAUAAAAAAGAAAAUGAAAAACCUCAUAAUCCUAUUUAGUCUCUCGGCUUUAACGACUCUAAUAUCCGGCAAAAGCCAUUGUCACGCUUGCUUCGACGGCAUUUGUUAUUCCAAAGCUCUAAUAUUUCAAAACUAUCCAAUAUCCGGACAAUUAGCUAUUGACAGAGUUGACAACGUUAUUUAUUUUCACUAUGAAGAUACACGGCCUUCAGACCACAGUGUUGCUUUCGAUUUAGACGAUGUAAGAUUGCUUUUUAUACCAGAUAUUCAAUUUUCUUUUGCUAGAGCUGUUGAUCAGGCAACUAGAGAUGUUUAUAUCGGUGGAGCGAAUGGCAUUUACAAAUACAACCCUACUACGAAUGAGACUACUUUAUAUGGUCUUUCUGAUAAGACUAUCUGGCAUAUGCAGUACAAAGAAAAAGUGUACUACACUAUUUUUAUGACCAAAGGCUUGUAUACUUUUGAAAAGAAACAAUCGAAGACCAUAGCGGCAUUGAAAGAUUACAAUAUCGAUGAUUUUAUAGUCGACAAGAGAGAUGAUAUUUAUUUCAUGAGCAAUUUUACCGUCUAUAAGUUGGGUAAAGGAGAGAAAAAGCCGUCAAUUUUCUCGAAUAUUAUAUACUCUUUGACUACGGAUAUUAAUGAAAAUGCCUAUUUUGUUCAGAGUGAAACUAGAGGGUUGUACAAAAUUGAUUACCGAACGGGCAGACUGACCGAAAUUGGGGCUUUUGGUAGCGGCUCGCCAUUCAGAACAGUAUUCGAUAAUUACAAUAAUGUUAUAUAUUAUGAUGCAGUCAGUGAUCAACUGUUUUAUUUAACACCAAAUUAUGGAAAAUGUAAAGUGACAAAUGAUGGGAAAGGGAAGAAAUUGAAGAAAAAAGUUUCGUCGUUGUUUGAGUGAUGUGAAGUGAUUCGGCUAAAAGUGAAGUUAAUGCCGAAUAUCUGUUAUUCUGUGAAAGGACUCUUAUGUUAUCAUUACCUAAUAGUAAAAAUAAGAAGUUUAUUUAUAUAUCUGUAAUUUAACUUUAUGUUAUAAAGAAAACCGAUAUACA